AUGAAGGGUGCGCCCGUAGGAAGCGGUGGGUCGGAGGGUAAGGGGUCGAAAGCAGGGGGCGGGCCUGGCUGGGCGCUGCUGAGCACAAAGCUUCCCGCGAAACUGACGUCGGCGCGCGCCGGCCGCGCAGGCACCGCCCCUCCACUUCGCCCCUCCCCCGCGCCCGCCAGGCCCCUUCAGCACGCUUGCGCGUUUGCCUUUCUCUCAUUGGCCGCCGUGCGUCGGCCCGCGCCGCUCGGCGCAGUGCGCGUGGGGGCGCAGGCCGGGGUCCCGAGCGCACCCUCCGCGGGCCGGGCCGCUCCCGCCCCGGGUGGAGGCCGCAGUCGGCCUGCCCUCGGUCCCGUGAACCCCGAGGGGCUCCGGCGCCCGGGCGGCGUUCACCUGCCGCUCCUCCAGGUGCCGUCUACGAGUCGGGCCUGGCCGGGCUCCGGGCUGCACCUGCGCCGCUCCGGGCGCGCAACUCUGGCCAGCCCCUCACGUGGACUGCGGGCAGAGAGUAGCUGGCCCGUUGGUGGCCUCACUCGGGUGGGGUCCCGCCGCGGGCCUCCGUGCUCCCAGGCUCAGCCUUUUGAAGAGCCAGCCUUGUGCCCCGCCUCCCCGAAUGGGUGCCGCGUUUCCGCCACCGGAGACUGCAGUUUCUGGUGGGAAGAGGAGUGGAGGCAGAGGAGGGAAGCGAAUGGGACCCGUAUGUCCGUAGGGAGUGAGCUCUCCGAGACCUCUCUGUUUUGGGCUGGGUUAGCUCUCACACGUCCUAAGCUAGCCGAGACCAAGUAUACACUGAUCGAUGAGCAGGACAUCCCUCUGGUGGAGAGCUUCUCCUUCGAGGCCCGGAUGGAAGUAGAUGCUGAUGGAAAUGGUGCCAAGAUAUUCGCUUAUGCCUUUGACAAGAACCGAGGACGAGGCUCUGGGCGGCUGCUACAUGAGUUGUUGUGGGAGCGGCACAGGGGUGGCGUGGCCCCCGGUUUCCAGGUGGUGCACCUCAAUGCUGUGACUGUGGACAACCGGCUGGACAACCUGCAGCUGGUGCCCUGGGGUUGGCGGCCCAAGGCCGAGGAGCUCUCCAGCAAGCAGAGGGAGCAGAGCUUGUACUGGCUGGCGAUUCAGCAGCUUCCCACGGACCCCAUUGAGGAACAGUUCCCUGUUCUGAAUGUCACCCGGUACUACAACGCCAAUGGGGACGUGGUGGAGGAGGAGGAGAAUUCCUGCACCUACUAUGAAUGCCACUACCCUCCCUGCACCAUGAUGGAGAAGCAGCUCCGGGAGUUCAACAUCUGUGGGCGGUGCCAGGUGGCCCGUUACUGCGGCUCGCAGUGCCAGCAGAAGGAUUGGGCCGCCCACAAGAAGCACUGCCGAGAGAAGAAACGCCCUUGUCCGCAUGAGCUGGAGCCGGAGCGGUGA
Molecule: messenger RNA, 1398 nt
Organism: Chrysochloris asiatica (Cape golden mole)
Lineage: Eukaryota; Metazoa; Chordata; Mammalia; Afrosoricida; Chrysochloridae
Exons: 7
Coding region: 1-1398 (465 amino acids)
Source: RefSeq, a predicted model, not a curated record